CUCUAGCCACAUUGGAAACUGGUGUAUGACAAAUUCGAAAAAAAGUAGCAAGUAAUUGAUUUGGUAUAUAAUUAGAGGUUGUGUUUGUGUGAGAUUGAGCAUUGUGAAUCACAUUAUCUAGCCAUGAUCACAACACAUAACUUCCUCUUCCUCACAACUUUGAUUCUCUCAUUCCAUUUCUUCCAUUCUGCUGAUGCAAACAAGUGCAUUCCUCCUUCGGCGUGUGGUGCUAUUCGCGAUAUCAGCUACCCUUUCCGCCUCAAGAGCGACCCCAACCACUGCGGCCAUCCCAAAUUCGAACUAACCUGCGAAAACAAUGUCACAUUCCUCUAUCUAAACUCUAUCAAAUACCAUGUCAAAGCAAUCAACUACCAAAACUCCAAAAUCAGACUGGUUGAUGCUUCCAUAAUCAACAAUGACAUCUGCUCUUUCCCCACCCAUUCCUCAUAUCCCCAUACCUCCAAAGAUUUUUCUUCUUCUCCAUACUAUUAUCCUGAACCCUUUCAAGAAUUGUUUGUUAACUUGAUUAGUUGCCCCAGUCCAAUGAACAAAUCUUCCCUCUUUAUAGAUAUAACUCAACAUUGUGCCUCUAAUUUAUCACAUCCUCGAUUUAGUUAUGUACACGUUGGGCGUAUCAUGGCCUCGAAGGUACCACACCUGUGUGGAGUAGAUAUAAAUGUCGUAAUUUCGAGGCGGGGAUUCAUGAUUCUCAAGAAUGCUUCACUCUCACAAAUCCACCAAUCUAUCUUGUAUGGCUUUGAACUCAACUUUUGCUAUAAUUGCAAUGAAAAAUACACAAUAUGGGAUCAACUCUUGAUUCGAUACGAAUAUACUCUGUAUCUCACAAUUCCUCUGGCCAUUCUAGUUUUGGUAAUUGCAGGGGUAAGCCUUCCUGUGACAAUCAUCAUCGGAAUUACUGCUCUAUUACUACUCCCGUAUACUCCCCGUUGGGAAUGGAUACAAGGAUACUAUUACUAUGAGGCUAUGGGAUCACCUACUUCCAUUUCAUACAUGGUGUGGUUUUUGAUCUACAAAUUUCGGAGAAGGCAUUUGUCCGUAUUCGAGGGAGUAGAGUCAUUCCUACAAAGUGACAACAAACUCGUGCCAAUAAGGUAUUCCUACUCGGACAUAAAGAAGAUGACAAAGAAUUUUAAAGAUAAAUUAGGCGAAGGGGGCUUCGGUUCUGUUUAUAAGGGAAAGCUUCGAAGUGAUAUAUAUUGAUCAAUUCAUUAUUCGUUUUUAUUUAUAGAUAUAAGUAGUAAUAAUAUUUGAUUAUUCAACACAAUGUCAAGUAAAUAUAUAAUAAUAAUUCAUUGUUAAUUUGCA
This is a messenger RNA of Salvia splendens (bonfire salvia), 1326 nucleotides long. RefSeq names its product LEAF RUST 10 DISEASE-RESISTANCE LOCUS RECEPTOR-LIKE PROTEIN KINASE-like 2.1. Bases 124 to 1221 code for a protein of 365 amino acids. NCBI's taxonomy places the organism in Eukaryota, Viridiplantae, Streptophyta, Magnoliopsida, Lamiales, Lamiaceae. The record is from RefSeq and is a predicted model, not a curated record. Gene Ontology annotation, molecular function: polysaccharide binding. The transcript is spliced from 6 exons.